Molecule: messenger RNA, 1416 nt
Organism: Zymoseptoria tritici IPO323
Lineage: Eukaryota; Fungi; Ascomycota; Dothideomycetes; Mycosphaerellales; Mycosphaerellaceae
Exons: 7
Coding region: 1-1416 (471 amino acids)
Source: RefSeq, a predicted model, not a curated record
AUGGCUCCCUCAAAACGUCAAAAAGUCUCCAAAGAGAACGGCAACAUGGCUCACGCAUGGUCCGAUCUCCCGUCCGCGCUGUCCGCAGCGCUCCCCAAAGCCAACCAGGCAGCCAAGGAUGAUGCUCAGUUGAAGUCAUUCACCCUCAGUAAUGCCAUCGAAGCUCCUGCUACCUUCGGUAUCAAGUCGGGUGGAUCAGACAGUGCCGUACUGGUGACGGUCACCAAUGGAAAGGCCGACAUUCGUUCCGGCUCGGCCAAGGAAGCCCUCUUCACCCUCAACGCCCAGCCUGAGCAAUGGCAGGAGUUCAUGAAGCAGACACCUGUCGCCCCAUACCAAUCUUACUGGGCUUAUACAACCCCAGCGAUCAGACGUCAAACCGCCAAGACCGCCCAAACUAACAAAGAAAAAGGCAUGUUCGGCAUGAACAUCAAACAAGAAGGCAUCUCCGUCGAAGGUGAUCAGACCGCUUUUGCGCACUGGACUCACGUCUGGCGCCGCAUCCUCGAGCUCAUUCACGAUGCGCAUGCCGGUCCCACGCCGGAAGACUCCCAAGACGAGCCUGUUGAAGAUCACAUUGUCGGUCGAUACACGUACAUCACCUCUCCGCUGUGGGGCAAGUGUAAAGUCUUCUACGAGCAAGCUGGCGAGGGCGAUGUGGAGAUCGUCUUCUUGCAUACCGCUGGAAGUGACUCUCGUCAAUACCACGGCGUGAUGAAUGACGAACGCAUGCGGAAGAGGUGUCGCAUGACGGCUUUCGAUUUGCCGGCUCACGGUCGCAGCUUCCCGUAUGAGAACUACUUUCCUGGCUGCCACACCAACAACGAGGAUGCCUAUAUUGGCUGUAUCGCCGCUUUCGUCAAGAAACUCGGUCUGAACAAGCCGAUCAUCUGUGGUGCUUCAAUGGCUGGACAGAUCUCCCUUGCCUGCGCCGUACGCUAUAAGGAGGUCGGAUGUGCUGGUACAAUUCCAUUGCAAGGCAGCGACUACCUCAAUAUGGAUCGCACAUGGAACGACAGGUCGCCAUACGUCAACCAAUCCCUCUUCGCUCCCGAGUGGAUCUACGGCAUGAUGAGCCCCACAGCUCCUUUCAAGAACCGGCAGCUCGUCUGGCACAUGUACUCCGCCCAAACCUAUGGCCUCUUCCACGGCGAUCUCGACUUCUACUUCGGCGGUUGGGACGGUCGCGACCGCAUGGCCGGCAUCGACACCAAAGCCUGCCCAGUAUACAUGCUCACAGGCGAAUACGACUGGUCCAAUACUCCAGCCAUGUCUCAAGCUACUUGCGACAAGAUCCCAGGAGCCAAGCACAAGGCUAUCAAGGGCGUGGGUCAUUUUCCGGCAACGGAGAAUCCGAAGGUUUUUGUGCCGAGCUUGUUGGAGGCGAUUGAACAUAUUGUCUCGACGAGGUCUUGA